AGGAGGGCGAGAGAAGGGGAAUGGAGCCACGCGUUCUCCCGUGGGGGCUGUCCGCUUUUGACGUCUUCCCGAAGGGGACUGAAUAAGGGUUGUGUGGGGAGAGGCUCGUCUAGGCCUCAUUCUACCCCCCCCAAGUCACUGAGGGAGGCCCACCCCCGAAGUAUUCCCCUUCCCUUCCCACUGAGCCCAGCCUUAUCCCCUCUGCCCUCGCCUCCUAGGAUAUCUCGGCCGCCCCCCCUUCCCAAUCUCCGUGGGUAACACUGGCCCGAGCUUCGUCUCUUUGUCCCUCAGGAGAGCCGGUCCGCCCGUCGGAGCGGCUGUUUCCUCUCCUGUCCCGUCCCCCCCGCCACCAAAAGACCAUCCCGCUCCCCCCACAACGUGCCGGACCCCCAUCGUUGGGGUGUGUUCGUCCCCCUUCUCACUUUGGGGGGGGGCUUCCUGGUCCGUAGUCGCUUCCUGCCCCCCCUUCCUUCCUUGCCGCCAUGCCUUGGCCCUUUUCGGAGUCCAUCAAGAAAAGGGCCUGCCGGUACCUGCUGCAGAGGUACUUGGGCCACUUCCUUCAGGAGAAGCUGAGCCUGGAGCAGCUCACCCUAGACCUUUAUCAAGGCACGGGCUCCUUGGCGCAGGUCCCCUUGGAUAAAUGGAGUCUAAAUGAGAUUCUGGAGUCAGCAGAUGCUCCUCUGGAAGUCACAGAGGGAUUUAUUCAGUCAAUUUCUCUUUCCAUUCCUUGGGGCUCUCUGCUUCAAGAGAACUGUACACUUGAAGUAAAGGGUUUGGAGAUGAUCUUCAAGCCGAGGCCCCAUCUGGCUUCUGGUUCAGAACCCAUGUAUUGGUCCAGUUUUAUGACUAGUAGUAUGCAGCUUGCAAGAGAAUGUCUUAGCCAGAAACUGACGGAUGAGCAAGGAGAGGGAUCCCAACCAUUUGAAGGACUUGAGAAGUUUGCUGAAACAAUUGAAACAGUUUUAAGAAGAGUGAAAGUCAACUUUUUAGAUACUGUUCUGAGAAUUGAACAUGUGCCAGAUAAUUCUAAAAGCGGAACAGCACUUGAAAUUCACAUUGAGAAAACAAUAUACUGUGAUGAAACUGCUGAUGAAUGCUCUGGAAUUAAUGUGCACCAGCCCACGGCUUUUGCUCACAAACUCCUACAGCUCUCAGGUGUUUCUUUCUUUUGGGAUGAAUUUCCUGCAUCAGCUAAGUCCUCUCCAGCCUCUUCAACUGCACAGUUGGUUACAGAACCAAAACUUUCACCAAGCUGGAACCCAAAAAUUAUAUAUGAGCCACACCCACAGUUAGCAAGAAAUGUGCCAGAGGUUUCUCCAUCAGACCCUGUGCAGAUAUGUAGGUUGGUUGGAAGGAUGAAACUGAGCCUUACUUUGAAGCAAAAUGAAGUGCUUCCAGGAGCAAAGUUGGAUGUAGAUGGACAGAUAGAUUCCAUUCACCUGUUCCUGUCACCCAGACAGGUGCACCUUCUGUUGGACAUGUUAGCAGCUAUUGCUGGACCAGAGAAUCCCAGUAGAAUUGAGUUGUCAAAUAAAGAUAGAAAAAAUCGACCAAUGCAGCAGGAGGAUGAAUAUCGCAUUCAGAUGGAACUCAACCGCUACUUAAGGAAAGAAAUUUCUCCAGCAGGCACACAGUCUGAUCGAAGUUUUUAUGAAACUGAAGCAGCUAGAACUCCUUCAAGUCGUGAAGAAGAAGUUUUCUUCUCAAUGGCUGACAUGGAAAUGUCUCACAGUGUUUCCUCUCUGCCACCCCUUGGAGACCCACCAACAAUGGAUUUAGACCUUUCUGUAGCAAGUACAUAUGCUGCUAGUCCGGCAGGAUCUCCACUUGGUGCUGUUGUGCAGCAACAGAUGUGGGGAGAUUUUCUUGAUCAAAACAAACAGGAACGACCGCAAGUCAGAGGUUCGUCAUUUACACCGAGCACCCUGCACCCUGCUUCAUUGCGAAGGACUUCUCUUCCAUCCAGAUCUGUCUCAGUGGAUGAAUCUAGGCCUGAACUUCUUUUUCGACUAGAUGUGGGUGCUUUCUCAAUUUCAGUGCUUCACAUCGACCCGUUAUCACCCCCUGAAACAUCAGUAAAUGUUAGCCCGCUGACGCCAAUGACCCAGGAUUUUUUUAGUCAAAUAGAAAAAGUUGAUCCAGCUCGGUUUCCAACAGAGGAUUUUCACUCACUCCGAGAAAUAUUUUCAAAAGCUUGUUCACACGACCACCUUAGAUUUAUAGGUACAGGCAUCAAAGUAUCCUAUGAACAAAGACAAAGAUCAGCUUCCCGUUGUUUGAGUACAGAUUUAUCUAUCAGACAAAUGGAACUUCUGGAAUGCCUUUUUUCUACAGACUCUCGUUCUGAAAUACCUCAUUAUACAGAGCUGCUAAUGUUUAACUCUGAAAAACAAGGAAACAAGUCUCACCCUCCCUCAUGCCUUCAUCUCCGUUACAAGCACUCAGAUAACAAGGGGCCUCAGGGUAGCCAAGGGAGACUGAGCUCUGUUCCCCAGAAAGCAGACUUGGAUAUCAAACUGAGCCCAGCCUUCUGUGAAUUGGACAUCAGCAUUGUAGACAGACUAAAUUCCCUGCUUCAGACUCAAAAAUUAACUACGGUGGAGAUGAUGGCGUCACACAUGUACACCUCAUACAACAAACAUAUUAGCCUGCACAAGGCAUUUGCUGAAGUUUUUCUAGAUGAUUCACGUACUCCUGCUAAUUGUAAAGUAUCAGUUAAAGUGACUGCACCAGCUUUAAAGCUUUCUGUUCGCUUUCCAAUCCCUGACCUACGAUCGGACCCAGAACGAGGACCGUGGUUUAAGAAAUCCCUCCAGAAGGAAAUUCUUCACUUAGAAUUCACAGAUGUAGAACUUAAAACUGAGUUUACAGGAGGGCCAACUCCAGAGCAAGUGGAAUUGGAACUCACUUUUAAAGAGUUAACUGGAUCAUUUGAAGAAGGCAAAGACGAAUUGGCUGUGCGCUUUUUCCAAGUUUCUAGUGAUGUAGCUGGAGAGAUGAUUUCAUCAGAUAAUUUUGACUGGCCACGGAUUGUGUUAAAAGUAAAUCCACUUGCUGUACACUCUAUCCUGGAAAGGAUAGCUCCAGAGGAUGAAGAGGAAGCUGAUGGUCAUUUUCAAGAGGAAGAGGAAGGAGGAUGUCAUUCUCUGAAGGAUGUGUGUGAUCUUAGAAGACCAGAACCAUCUCCAUUUUCGUCUCGUAGGGUCAUGUUUGAAAAUGAAGAGAUGGUGAUGCCAGGAGAUGUAAUGGAGAUGACAGAGUUUCAGGAUAAAGCAAUCAGCAACUCUCAUUAUGUGCUGGAACUUACAUUGCCAAAUGUGUAUUUAACAUUACCAAAUAAGAGUUUUUAUGAGAAACUUUACAAUAGGAUCAAUAAUGAUUUAUUACUGUGGGAGCCCACAGCUCCAUCUCCCGUGGAAACAUUUGAAAAUCUUUCAUAUGGUGUUGGCCUUUCUGUGGCCAGUCAGCUGAUCAACACAUUUAAUAAGGAUAGUUUUAAUCAAUUCAGAUCCACCAUUCACUAUGAUGAUGAAAGUGGGUCUGAGGAAGAAACGCUGCAAUAUUAUUCUACUGUUGAUGCAAACUGCUGUUCACGGAGAAGGAAAAAGAAUGAAUCCCAAAACAGGAAUACACAGAAUUUCCUCUCGGUUCUUUUAAAUGUUAACCAUGGAUUAGUAUCAAUAUUCACAGAUAUCAAGCAGGACGAUGGCAACGUAUUUGAAGACAAACAUGGAGAAUUUUGGUUGGAGUUCAUUAGUGGUUCAUUAUUCUGUGUUACAAAGUAUGAAGGUUUUGAAGACAAGCAUUAUGUCUGUCUCCAUUCUAGUAGUCUCAGCUUAUACCAUCAAGGUGUCGUGGAAGGGGUUUUGUCUCCCUCUGAAAUAAGGCUACCAAGUGCAACACAUCCUCAUUGGUUAGAACCUACAAUUUUUUUUUCGGAAGAAGAAGGUCUCAGUAAGGCAUCCUCAGACGGUGUGGGAGUGGAUUGUUUAAGCAUGUUGUCAGUUGCAGUUAAGAUACAAUCAAACAAGUCAGAGACCAAUACAAAGGAAUUUUUAGUUGCUGUUGGCCUGAGAGGAGCCACACUGCAGCACCGAGUACUUCCUUCAGGUUUAAGCUGGCAUGAACAGAUUUUGUAUUUUUUGAACAUUUCUGAUGAGCCUGUCUUGGGAUAUAAUCCUCCAGCUUCUAUCACAACAUUCCAUGUCCAUCUCUGGAGUUGUGCUCUGAAUUAUAGGCCUCUUUUUUUGCCAACUAGAGCACUUCUUACUGUUGAAACAUUUAGCAUCUCAAGUAGCGUGGCUCUGGAUAAAUCAUCUUCUACUCUCAGAAUAAUUUUGGAUGAGGCUGCUUUGCAUUUGUCCGACAAAUGUAACACUCUUGCAGUCAACCUCCAAAGAGAUUACGUUCAAGUUAUGGACAUGGGACUCCUUGAACUGACUAUAAAGGCAGUGAAACCUGGAUCCGAUGAAGAGAGAAGUAAGCCACGCUUUGAACUACAUUGUUCCAGUGACGUGAUCCACAUUAGAACCUGCUCUGACUCCUGUGCUGCCCUUAUGAAUCUUAUCCAGUAUAUUGCAAGUUAUGGUGAUUUGAAUCCACCUGCUAAGAUGGAGGCUACCUCUGGAGUGACCAAACAAAAUGCUACGGCAGAUGUUUCUAGUCGGCCAUCUUCCCAAGGGCCAAUUCUUGCUGAAGCUGACCAACAGAUUUUACGGGACUUAAUGAGUGAUGCUAUGGAAGAAAUUGAAACUCAGCAACUGAAUUCCCCCACUAAACCACAAGUUAAUGGGGUUUUGGAUGAAAAGAUUCAAACACCAGCACCAUCAUGUUCUGACCUUUUCCUCUUUCCUGAUGAAAGUGGCAAUCUCUCUCAAGAGCCUAGCCCUACUUACACUUCAUUCACUCCCAAUAUAAUCAAUGAAGCUGUAGAUGUGCCUUCUGAAAACGAUGACUUCUGCAUUCUUUUUGCACCAAAAGCUGCUGUCUCAGAGAAGGAAGAAGAGCCAGUAGUGAAAACAUUCGUGGCCGAUGCAAUCCUGAUAAAAGACAACCACUUCAGCCUCCCAGUAAAAAGGGCAGACACAAGCAAAGGCACUUUGCGUUUUCCUAUCCCACUGAUACGCUAUGUUGUAAAAGAAAUAUCAAUUAUUUGGCACCUUUAUGGAGGAAGGGACUUUGGGAAUAUACCUCCCACAUCUCCAGCGAAAAGCUAUAUUAGCCCUCAGAGCUCUCCUUCUCACACGCCGACAAGGCAUGGGCGUACCACAGCCUGUGGGGGAAAAGGGAGGAACCCAGAUUUCUUGAUGGAAAUACAGUUGAGCAAGGUGAAAUUCCAGCAUGAAGUUUAUCCAACAAGUGAGCCAGAGUGUGAAGUUCAUCUUGUGGAACAACCAGUGUCUCGUCAAGUGUUUGUAGUUCAAGAUCUUGAGAUCCGAGAUCGCUUGGCAACAUCACAACUGAAUAAAUUUCUCUACCUCUAUAGCAGUAAGGAGAUGCCUAGGAAAGCACAUUCAAACAUGUUGACAGUCAAAGCAUUGCACGUACGUCCAGAGUCGGGCAGAUCACCCCAAGAGUGUUGUUUACGAGUCUCGUUAAUGCCACUUCGCCUCAAUAUUGACCAGGAUGCCCUGUUUUUCUUGAAGGAUUUCUUUACUAGUCUGUCUACAGAGGUAGAAGUUCUAAUGACUCCAGAUCCUGAGGUGAAAAAGCCUCCUAGUGCUGAAGUAACGUGCACAUUACCCAGGCACCACAGCAGUUUCAAGGAGCCAAGCCCGGUCAUUUCUUUCUCAUUACACAAACAGUCAAGCCAUAAUGGAAGUAUUGAUUCUGUGGAUGCGCUUAAUGGGGAUGACCACAAUUUUACACAUGAAGAAUCGUCAUUCAGUGAUCAGCCAAUCUUUUUCAGAGAAUUUCGAUUCACCUCAGAAGUCCCAAUACGUCUUGAUUACCAUGGCAAACAUGUUUCUAUGGAUCAGGGUACAUUAGCUGGAAUUCUGAUUGGUCUUGCUCAGUUAAACUGCUCAGAACUGAAACUGAAGAGGCUUUGCUAUCGGCAUGGGUUGCUAGGUGUGGAUAAGCUGUUCUCGUAUGCCAUCUCAGAGUGGCUUAAUGACAUCAAGAAAAACCAGCUGCCUGGUAUUCUAGGAGGAGUUGGACCAAUGCACUCAUUAGUCCAAUUAGUGCAGGGUCUGAAGGACCUGGUCUGGUUGCCAAUAGAACAGUACCGAAAAGAUGGUCGUAUUGUAAGAGGCUUUCAGAGAGGAGCAGCUUCUUUUGGUACCUCUACUGCUAUGGCAGCAUUAGAACUGACAAACAGAAUGGUUCAGACCAUACAGGCAGCUGCAGAAACUGCUUAUGACAUGGUUUCUCCUGGACCUAGUUUAACAGAAACAAAAAAGAUCAAGCGGCUUUCUCACUUGGCUCAUCAACCUGUAGAUCUUCGUGAAGGAGUGGCUAAAGCAUACAGUGUUGUGAAAGAGGGUAUUACGGAUACAGCGCAUACCAUCUAUGAAACUGCUGCUCGUGAACAUGAGAACAGAGGCGUCACUGGAGCACUGGGAGGAGUAAUUCGCCAGAUUCCACCAACUGUAGUGAAACCCCUGAUAGUUGCCACAGAAGCAACCUCAAAUGUUUUAGGUGGCAUGAGAAACCAAAUCAGGCCUGACGUGCGUCAGGAAGAGUCUCAGAAGUGGCGCCUUGGAGAGGACUGAUAGCUGAAACAGCUUUGAUGCACAGAAAUUGGAAAUAAGGAUUCAUAACAUGUCCUCAUGGCAGCUUUAGAAGAGCUAUCCUUUCAUUCUGCUUAUCUCAGGAACACAAGAGAUUAUAAAGCAACUUGAUGUCAAGCCUGAAAUACUCAAGUAGUAAACAAGUUUGGUACUUGAGUCUUUGGUGUAGGGCGUGCUAUAAAACCUGCUGGUCAGUGCCAAAUGGAGUGGCACCUUUUGUUGCCAAAUCUGCGGUAUGCUGGUUGUAGACUGAUAACGGGUUUUUAAAAACUUUUCUGUUGUUAAGGAUUUUGGUUUUAUUUUGAAGCAAACCACUUCCCAUUUUUGCAGUGAGUAUGUACAUGUAAAAGGAUUCAGUAAAUAUGGUUGAAGAGUGUUUUAGCUGAGUGCUAUACGCCACCCUUCUAUAACAGAAGUUCUCUAUGUAAAAUAUGGACAUGGCAGGAUGUGAAACUAUGACUGGGAUUGCAGUUACUUUGUUAGCUGUGAGCAUCUGCCUCAUAUGGCACUUAACAAUAAGGACAAUCUAGAAGUACCUGGUCAGAUAAAAUUGUUUUCAUUUGUGGAUAUUUAAUUGUUCUGCCUACGUGUUCAAAUUCCUCCUUUUCUGGAAAUUUGAGAAAUCUGAAUGUUGCAGACAUGUUCUGUUAUGUUGCACUUUAAAAAAGAAUUAGCCUGUACAUUGCUUUACACUUAAUAAAAUGUAAUGUGUGUUUUA
Pogona vitticeps (central bearded dragon) is the source of this 7449-nucleotide messenger RNA. It is a transcript of the gene ATG2B, whose product is annotated as autophagy related 2B. The record is from RefSeq and is a predicted model, not a curated record. Gene Ontology annotation, cellular component: phagophore; phagophore assembly site. NCBI's taxonomy places the organism in Eukaryota, Metazoa, Chordata, Lepidosauria, Squamata, Agamidae. Gene Ontology annotation, molecular function: phosphatidylinositol-3-phosphate binding; protein-membrane adaptor activity. Gene Ontology annotation, biological process: piecemeal microautophagy of the nucleus; reticulophagy; autophagy of peroxisome.